AUGAUUAUCUAUCUAUCUAUCUAUCUAUCUAUCUAUCUAUCUAUCUAUCUAUCUAUCUAUCACAUUCUUUUCUCAUGUCAGUCCUCUCCUAUCUAUCUAUAUAUCUAUCCCAAAUCAUUAUUUAUAUCUAUCUAUCUAUCUAUCUAUCUAUCUAUCUAUCUAUCUAUCUAUCUAUCUAUCUAUCCCAAAUCAUUUUUAUAUAUAUGUGUAUGUGUUUCUAUCUAUCUAUCUAUCUAUCUAUCUAUCUAUCUAUCUAUCUAUGCAGAGCACUUCUUAUUUUUGUUUCUUUCUUUGUUUCGAUUACAAAAUUUCUUUCUUUUUCCUCCUUUCGACAUACGUCUUAACUUUCUUUCUUUCAAAUACCAUUUAUUCUUAAUUUUUUGUUUGUUUGUUUGUUUGUUCCUUCCUUCCUUCCUUCCUUCCUUCCUUUCUUUCUUUCGAAUCUCGUUUAUUCUUUCUUUCAAAUACCAUUUUUCUUUCAUUCUUUCUUUCAAAUCUUGUCUAUGCUUUUUCUAUAAACAUUACCACAUGAAAGAAUUUCUAGUCUUAUUUGCCAUACGUCCUAACGCUAUAACUCAUGAUGAAAAUAUUAAUAAUCUAUAA
Messenger RNA from Acanthosepion pharaonis, 603 nucleotides. The record is from the annotation of a GenBank genome assembly. Lineage: Eukaryota; Metazoa; Mollusca; Cephalopoda; Sepiida; Sepiidae.